CCGGCCUUAGUAAUUAAGUAUAAGGUAUUAUAUAAAUUACGACGUAACGAGGUUAUUAUUAAUUUAGAGUUAGAAAUUAAACCUAAACGCGACGUAAUAAAUAAGGAUAGUAAGGGGUUUAGGUUUAUAUUAAAAUUACUUAUUACUACUAUUAUAACUUAG
Molecule: messenger RNA, 162 nt
Organism: Colletotrichum lupini
Lineage: Eukaryota; Fungi; Ascomycota; Sordariomycetes; Glomerellales; Glomerellaceae
Exons: 1
Source: RefSeq, a predicted model, not a curated record